AAAGAAUCAUGGCUUCGGCACAAACUGCAUCAGGAGCUAGUCCAAAAUCUGCACGAGAAAACUUUAUUCCUCCUGCAACAUCACAUAAGACCAUACCAACAUCACUUUUAUUCGUUCAUCGAUCAUUACCAUUUCAUAUCCCCAUUUUCCCACUUCACCAUCAACUAUUAAUCCGAAACUUCAGAAACUGAAUGAUGUUAAAAUUGUUUCUCGAAAUCAACUCCUCGGCGGUAGACAAUCACGUCAAUCACUCUUCAGAAGAUGAAGUGCAGCAAUAUGAGAAACAAGGAGAUGUUGGUAACAUAUUUAUGAUACUCUUCAAUUUGGUACAUAAGGUACAAAUCGACUACAUUUGUCUACUGAAACUUUGUCUGUUUGAUUUUCUUUUUCUAAUGUCGUUUCUGAAUUUGAUUUUGCUUCACUUGCUUCUAUAUGAUAAUUUUCUAAGGCACAAAUCGACUAUGUUCUUCAAAUUCCUGGAUAUAUUAUGCGAAACUCAACAAAUGAUUUCCAAUGCUGUGGCAGGUUGCGUAGGGCAAAGAUAUUUGAUUAACGAGCGUGAUAGAAUCACUGGAAAGGUUGAAAUCGUACGUCAGAAUUGAUUUGGAUAAUGUGACCGCGUCCUGCUUACACUCUGGGAAGAUGGCGAGGUUCUAAAAACAUCAUCUGAAGUUGGGUAAUACUUUAGCUUUUCAGCUUAUUGAAACCGAGAAUGAUUUGAUGGAAGAAAGGGACUGACUGAAACAAUGGAAUUUGAGCAAGCACACUUAAUCGAAGAGUUGAAUAUUCUGUGGAAGGAGAGUUCACAGUAUGUAUAAUUACUGAUGAAUGGAGAAUUCGUAUCAGCAUGAAAAUUUAUGUGAACCUUCAUAGAGGGACCAACAAAUUAAGAAUCCAGCUCUAUUUGAUUGUAUCCUGGCUGCGGAAGACAAUGUUGCAGGUUUUUUCAUCAAUGUAAGUGAGAAUGGACUUGAGGAUGCUAAAACAUUGAUUAGGUUAAACUGGAGACAGCUAAAACAAUUAUGGACUUGCAAGAUAACUUCACCACACUACAACAGGAACUCCAGGAGAGAUUAUGUCAUACUGCGGAACCAAGUAUGUGAUUGGGAAAUAGUAUAGCUAGCAGAGAAUAGGAAAUAAAGGCAUUGACUGAGAAAACGAAGAAAGAUGCAUACAUAAAGAGUGAAAUCUUGGAACUAACACCCUGCAUUGCAGAUGGUUGUAGAUCCCUUGAGGAUGCUUACCGAUCAGGUAAUGGAAAGAGAGUGAAGUUUGGAGUACUGGGCAUGUUAAGAUGGUUGGAAAAUGUUCAGUUCAUAGAAGCUAUCAAGAAAUCUGAAGAAUAAUGGAACAACACAAGCUAGGAACUUGAAAUCAAAAGGGAUUAACAGACAUCAAAAUGUAAAAAAUAAAUAAAAAAGUCACGAAUAUAUACAAAUAUAUGUUUAUUUUGCGGUAUGUAUCCAUACUUUUUUAAUGAAAAUCGACCAAUAUGAUA
Papaver somniferum (opium poppy) is the source of this 1498-nucleotide messenger RNA. RefSeq lists its product as uncharacterized. The record is from RefSeq and is a predicted model, not a curated record. The transcript has 4 exons. The coding region runs from base 192 to 602 and encodes 136 amino acids. Lineage: Eukaryota; Viridiplantae; Streptophyta; Magnoliopsida; Ranunculales; Papaveraceae.